AUGGCACUCGACUUUAAGUUUAUCGGUAGUGCUGUCUACACGAGUACGCAUUCGUUCUUUUUGUCAGAGCGUGCAUUCUAUUUGAUCACGGUUGAUAUUACCAAAGAGCCGCUGUCACAGCUUGACCUGUGGGUCAACUCGGUCAAGGCCAAGGCGCCGACGGCACCCAUCUACAUUGUCGCCACCCACAUUGACCACUAUGCCGGCGACAUUAUGAAGGCACUACAUCAGAUCGAAGGGUUCCUCAACGAACGAGAAGCACGGGCUCAACGACCUGGUCAUCCUGUCGCCGCAGUGGUUGAGCGACUGCUUUGCCGCCAUUGUCAUGUCGAAAAACACGCAUAUCCAAUCCGACUCAAUCCUGUCGCUCAAAAAGCUACACCACAUUUGGAAGGACCCUGCGAUCCCCGGCUUCCUCCACAUGAAACUCAUCCGUAUGCUUGA
Cavenderia fasciculata is the source of this 444-nucleotide messenger RNA. RefSeq lists its product as uncharacterized. Lineage: Eukaryota; Evosea; Eumycetozoa; Acytosteliales; Cavenderiaceae. The record is from RefSeq and is a predicted model, not a curated record. The transcript has 2 exons. The coding region runs from base 1 to 444 and encodes 147 amino acids.